CACAACCUCGGGCGGGGGAGUCGCGGAAACCCGAGCCCGCCCGCCAGGCUCUGCCUCCCCCGCGCGGCCGGCCGGCGGACCGACUCACCUUGCCCUCCACCUCCAGGCAGAGCCCGUCCGCGAUCUCCCGGAUCUUGUAAAUGUCGGAGAACAUCUCAUCAUCUGUUCGGGGACAGGGAAUCACUCAUCACGGUGCGCCGGCACCGAGGCCUGGAGCCGGCUCCGCCAUUUCCCGCGCCGGGCAGGCGCACGCGGCCCCCUGCCCCGCCCCAGCGCUCGAGACCCGGGCGCUUCCCCGGCACCGAUCCCUCCUCGCCCCCGGAAAGGUGAAGAAACUGAAAUUGAUAAGAUUACAGCCACUGGCCAGAGAUAAAGUGAUGAUCCUGCCUCAGUUUCCAACAGUAGGGAACAGAACAAAGGAGGGUGGCCAACGGGGUUGCCUCUGAAAGUUUAAAAUCAGGAAGCACCAGCAUCUGACGGACACGGUAGCAUCCUGAUUUGGUGUUCCUGCUUAGGAUGCAUAGUGGUGAGACUAGUGUAGUGUCGCAGAGGCCUUAUUCCUGCCAGGAGAAGGCCUUCACAGACCAUUACCAGGUCUUGAAGGACAUUGGGUACGGAUUGUUUUGUCAAGUCAAACUAGCUCGCCAUCUGCGCACUGGAGCUGAGGUGGCAGUGAAAGUCCUGCCAAGGAGCAUGUGGAAGACUUUGGUCCUCCCUGAAAUACGGGCAAUGAAGACCCUGAACCACCCGAACGUGAUCCAGCUCUUUCAGGUGAUUGAAACCUGCAAACAGAUCUACAUCGUGAUGGAGUACGGGGUUAGAGGAACUUUAUUUGACCUCAUCCUGCCUGGGGGCAUUCAGGAGAAUGAGGCCAAGAGACUGUUUAGGCAGAUCACGUGUGCAGUGUGCUACUGCCACAAGAUGCACAUCUUGCAUGGAGACCUGAAGCCCGAGAACAUUGUGCUGGAUGCCAAAGGCAACAUCCGAAUCAUCGACUUUGGCUUAAGCACCAUGUUCAAGCCUGGGCAGAAGCUGACCCAGUUUUGGGGCACUCUGGAGUACCAUGCCCCCGAACUUGUGCGCAAGGAAGUACAUGAGGGUCCCCCAGUGGACAGCUGGAGCCUGGGUGUCAUUUUGUAUUUUAUGUUGACUGGACACCGCCCAUUUAAGGCAUCCAGCAAGAAGAGGCUAAGGAAGAAGAUCUUACACCCCAAGGUGAAAUUUCCCCAGCAUGUCUCGGCCGAAGCACAAAGACUCUUGAAGAAAAUCUUGAUAGUGGACCCUAGAGCAAGGCUCUCGGUAGAGGAAAUCUUGGCGGACCCGUGGCUGAAUCAGGAUGAGGAGAAUUUAUCUUACCAUGAUGUGCCCCUCCCCAACCUCUCAGACCCCACAGUACUGACAAUGCUGUUCGACAUGGGGUACGACCCUUACAGUACCUGGGUGUCACUGUCCCAGAAAAAGUUUGAUGAGGCGAUGGCUUCCUAUCUCAUAAUCCAGCAGCAGAUAAGCCAGGGGGCAGGCUGCAUGAAGCCUGUGAGAAGGGAUCCUUCCAUUUCCCCUGCCCUCCCGCAGAGGAGGGCGAGUGAGCCUGCCCUUCACACCUUCCCCCUGCCCUGUGAGCAUCAUCAGCCUCAGGAGGCCAAGGAGUCAGGGCAGAAGGGCUUCAGAAGGGCCAGCUGGCCUGCCAUUAGUCUCUGCUUCCUGCAUGAGAAGCCCCCCACUCCCAGGUUAGCCUCCCAGCAUCACUCUAUGUUCAACUCACCCCAACCCUGGCCAUCAACAGACAGCCAUGUCACCCAAGAUGCCACCACAGGGUGUCCCUGGGGCCACAGGAAGGGCUGGAAGCGGGUGAGGCAGAGGAUCGCUGCCUCCUUUCGCGUACUGUGCUGUAGCACAUCCUCAUGUGUUGGCGAAAACGAGGCUCCUACAAGGAGAUUAGAAUCCUAUGUUACUACAGUUCAGAUGGACCAAACGAAGAAACAGCCAGCCAGAGGACCUUUUGCUCUGUGGAUGCUGUCAUCACUAUGUGGGCAUUGGUCAUGUGGACCCCAACAGCUGCAGGACUGAGAGUGCACACUGGUUGGGCUUCUCCACAUAGGGUCCAGCCAGGAGCACACCUGGAUCUACCUGGACAUCAGGCGUCUCCCUUGCCUUCACCUGCCAGGGACAUCAGAUGAGACUAUUUACCCUGGGACCCUUCCCCUACUCUGCUCUUCUCUGUCCUCUCUCCCAUGCUCUUGUUAUGGCAGAGAUA
This is a messenger RNA of Marmota monax (woodchuck), 2254 nucleotides long. RefSeq names its product sperm motility kinase 2B-like. The record is from RefSeq and is a predicted model, not a curated record. Gene Ontology annotation, molecular function: protein serine/threonine kinase activity; ATP binding. Gene Ontology annotation, biological process: protein phosphorylation; intracellular signal transduction. Lineage: Eukaryota; Metazoa; Chordata; Mammalia; Rodentia; Sciuridae. Bases 517 to 2067 code for a protein of 516 amino acids. Gene Ontology annotation, cellular component: cytoplasm. The transcript has 3 exons.